Schistosoma mattheei is the source of this 1935-nucleotide messenger RNA. The record is from the annotation of a GenBank genome assembly. Lineage: Eukaryota; Metazoa; Platyhelminthes; Trematoda; Strigeidida; Schistosomatidae.
AUGUCUGAAACAGCGAUUUCAAUGAGUGAAAAUAAUCAAAAUAAUAUACAAGAUAGUGAUAAAUUCUAUCCAAUCACAACAAACACUAUACAAUCAAAUAUGUGCCCUGAUAAACUACUGAAUAUAUCACCAAUAUAUUCAGUUAAAAAUCUAAUACAUGAAUUAAAUUCCAGUUCAUCAGUGACUUCAAAUAAAACUGUAGUAAAAACAUCGUUUUGUCCAAACGUUACCUUAAAUGGAGAGAUAAAUUUAUUUACUAUUUCUAAUUAUAACACAAAUUCUUCUACAAAUGAAACUAUAUCAUUUUGUACAAAACAAAGUGACAGCAUCAUUUCUACUAAUGUUAGUAAUAGUAAUAGUCUUGACCGGUCAACUUAUAUAAUUCUAUCACAAAAUAAUUGUAUACCGUUUUAUACAUUACAAAGAAAUUCAUUUUAUAAAUCAGCUUAUCGGCCACAGUUAUCAUUAUCUUGUCAACCAUCACCAAACAUCUCAUAUAAUCGUACAUUUUCUAAUGAUAUUAAUAACAAUUUAAUAAGUCAGUCACAUGGAAACGGACACCAAAACUCUAUCAAUGUCACUGAAACUUUGAAAUAUCCUUCAGAAAACAUAAACAAUAGUUCACUCUCAGUCAAAUAUGGUUUAAAAAAUAGUUGUCAAUCACCAAAUGAAAGUUCAUCAUUUAAAUUGAAAAAUCAUUUUCAUCGAUUUUUGAAAUAUUCAUCGAAAUUUGGAGGUUUUACAAGAUCAGAAAAUAAUUCACCUGCAUUAUUAUCAUCCUCAACAUCACCGGUUCACCCAAAUCAACAACCACUUAAAAAUGCUUAUACAUCUAGAUACAGUGCUUGGGAUCCUAUGAUAUCAUCGAGUAGUGUUAAACUAAUUGAUACGUGUUUAAUUAAAAAAUCUUCUGGCUUUGGGUUGACGUUGAGUGGAGUUAUAACAUUUAUUCCAAAUGGUAUAUUAGAUUUCAACGUUAUAUCUAAUUUAUCGGACAAGCAAGAAGGCUUCUAUCAACGUUUAUUACAGAUACGAAGUGUGAGUGAUGAUGUAAUGACAUAUGAUAAUGAUUUAGUCCAAUCACGUGGAAAGAAUAAUUCGAUACGACCUGGUGAUAUAUUACUUGCUGCCGGUGGAUGUCGCUUAGCUGGUUGCACUCCUGAAUAUGCUGUACAGUUGUUAGCCAAGGUUCCAGUAGGCAGCGCUGUUCAAGUUACUUUACUUCGAGGACUAGGAAUUCCUGGAAUUUAUUCUGUAAACGAAGAUCGUAACUAUGCCAAACAUCUUUAUGAACCGAGAUCAUUCAGUUUGUGUUCUUCAAUGAGCAGUUCCUCAGAAUUGUCGCCAAAAAAGAUAACUUCAGAUUUUGAAUCUCAGAACGGAUCGAAAUUUGCGAGAUCCUACAUGGAACACUUUUGUUCAAAUUGUUGCAAUUCUCUACGAACUGUAAAUUUGAUUAAAAAAGAAAAUGAUUAUGGAUUCACUUAUUUUUAUACGAAUUAUGGAUGUUUGGUUAAUCAGGUAACCAGAAACAACAUCAAUCAGUUAAAUAAAACAAAAUUACAACCAGGUGAUUUGAUAGUGAAAAUUGGCAAUUUUGAUGUAGUUAAACUGACCAAAACUCAAUUUUCACAAUUAUUAAAUGUAUACUUAAAAUCUAAAUCGAUACAGUUUACUGUGAUUCACGUUUGCACAAGUUGUUUAAAACAAGUAAAUCAAGCAAAUAUUCAUUUGAAUUCUAAUAAAUCUACAAAUAAUUAUUUGAAUUUAAACAAAACCACUAUCAUACCAACUAAAGAAACAGUAACAGAAACAAAUAAAGAUGAAAUGAUUUCUUUCUUACGAACAGUAUUAAAUAAAAAUUGUCAUGGAAAAAAAUCCACAAAUCAUAAUCUACAAACAAAUGAUAAAAAACACUUCUUUGAAUACUUCUGA